This is a messenger RNA of Exaiptasia diaphana, 1006 nucleotides long. RefSeq names its product sorcin. The record is from RefSeq and is a predicted model, not a curated record. NCBI's taxonomy places the organism in Eukaryota, Metazoa, Cnidaria, Anthozoa, Actiniaria, Aiptasiidae. Gene Ontology annotation, molecular function: calcium ion binding.
CGAUCUGCAAGUGCCUAUCUACUAUUUCCGUACAUCUACACAGUGAACUUCGUGAAAGGUAAUAUAGUGUAAUGGCAUAUCCGGGAUAUGGUGCACCUGGGGAUGGACAGAUAGAUGCACAUGAGCUGCAACGAUGUCUAACAGCAUCUGGUAUUUCAGGGACUUAUCAACCAUUCAGUCUUGAAACUUGCAGAAUUAUGAUCAACAUGCUUGAUCGUGAUUAUAGUGGUAAGAUGGGUUUCCAAGAAUUCAAAGAACUCUGGGGAGCUUUGAACCAAUGGAAGACAACCUUUAUGCAGUAUGAURGAGAUAGAUCAGGAACAGUUGAACCACAUGAGCUUCACCAAGCAUUGGCUUCGUUUGGAUAUCGACUAAGUCCUCAAGCCCUCAAUGUCAUGGUAAAGCGUUAUUCACUUAACAACCGCAUUAGUUUUGAUGAUUUUGUAGCUUGUUGUGUGCGACUGCGAGCCCUGACAGAUCAAUUYCGCCGCCGUGACGUCAGUGGAACAGGGACUGCUAACUUCCAAUACGAUGACUUCAUUCAAGUUUCUAUGUACUGUUGAAAAUGGAAUGGUGUYAUAUUUUGUAUAUGUCAAUCUGUUACCGUAGCUGCACCAAUUUAAUACCAUAGUAAUCCACCAUUUAUUAGCACCAAAACGCAUUAGAUGUUGGCAAACAGGACAGACCGUUGUGACUCAUGGGUAAUGUAUYAAAAUUGAUUUCUCAUUACCAAAAAAAAAAGUUUUUUAUCCUUUUUUCCAUGCGACUUGCGAUUGCGAUUGUUAGAGUAAUACCAGACUCGUAACCCACUAACGGCUGCGUACGAGUCUGGAGUAAAACCGUGGUUUCUCACAUCUUGAAACAGUUUUACCUUAGUUUAASUAUGGUUUUACUUAUUAACAACUCUGUUGUCUGUCAUGAUUGCCAUGUCAUACCAUACCAUAACAUAUACCAAGAAUAGACUGUCAAAUUGUAAGCAUUUUAAUAAAGUCAAUUGUCGAACCAA